Molecule: messenger RNA, 861 nt
Organism: Penicillium longicatenatum
Lineage: Eukaryota; Fungi; Ascomycota; Eurotiomycetes; Eurotiales; Aspergillaceae
Exons: 2
Coding region: 1-861 (286 amino acids)
Cellular component (GO): intracellular anatomical structure
Molecular function (GO): oxidoreductase activity, acting on NAD(P)H, oxygen as acceptor
Source: RefSeq, a predicted model, not a curated record
AUGGCGACCAAGCAAAGCAUUCGACGUUCGGACCCGACGCUAUCGGAUAGCAUCUUCCAAAUGUUUGAGAUGCAUGGAAAGUCUGUUAUCAUCACAGGCGGGACCGGUGGAAUUGGCUAUCACGUUGCUCGAGGCCUAGCAGAAGCGGGUGCUAAUGUGGCGUUGUGGUAUCAUAAUUCUUCUCAAGCUGAGGCAUUGGCCGCUUCACUCGAGAAUGAUUUUGGUAUCAAGGCAAAGGCGUAUAAGUGCUCAGUGCAGAACUUUGAGGAAGUUCAAGCAGUCACCGAUGCAUUUAUGCGCGACUUCGGCCGUCUCGAUGUUAUGAUCGCGAAUGCGGGAAUUCCUUCCAAGGCUGGAGGUCUGGAAGAUAGAAUUGAAGACUGGCAAAGGGUAGUUGACAUUGACUUUUCUGGUGCUUACUAUUGCGCUCGUGUUGCAGGCCAGAUAUUCCGAAGACAAGGCUCUGGCAACAUGAUAUUCACGGCCUCAAUGUCUGGUCAUGCAGUGAAUUUUCCACAACAGCAGGUUCGUUAUAAUAACCGUGUAGAUGGAAACGAGGCUAAUAGUGCUCAGGCAUGUUACAAUGCUUGCAAGGCGGGUGUGAUCCAUCUGGCCAAGUCGUUAGCUGUGGAGUGGGCCGACUUCGCCCGCGUUAACUCUGUCAGCCCAGGAUACAUCGACACGUCUAUGAGCGAAGACUGUCCAUUCGAAAUGAAGGAAGAGUGGUACAGCCUGACCCCAUUGAGGCGUGAUGGUGAUCCACGGGAGCUGAAGGGUGCAUAUCUGUACCUUGCGAGCGAUGCUAGUACCUACACAACCGGAUCGGAUAUUGUGGUAGAUGGAGGGUACACAUGUCGAUGA